AGAGCAGAGAUGAGAGGUAGAGAGAGUAAGCGGGAUUCCAGACAAGGCACACGGUACCGACGGCGAGCACAGAGCAGCAGGUUCUUCGAACACUCAAGGAUCAGAGACUCUACGAGAAGGCAUGACUACCAGAACCAGAAGCGUGGAGUACAGAGAUGCUGGGGUUUUGAUUGGAAGAUCUAUAAUCAAGCAACUCCUUUUUACUUCACAAACUUCCCGGAGGAUUGGUCUUACGAACAGAUGUGGAGAACCUUCUUGAAGUAUGGUAGAGUGUAUGCAAUAUACAGCCCAAGGAGGACAAACAAAGAAGGAAAGAGAUUUGGCUUUGUUAGGUUCCUUGAAGUGAAGAAUGUCAACAUGCUAGAGAAACAGCUAGAUCAAAUUAGAAUCGGUGAUCACAAGCUCAGGGUUAAUUGCCCACGUUUCUCAGAGGCAGAGAAGAGCACCCGAAAACCAAUCGUUCAGUCGAAGAUAGCAAGCGAGAAGAAGAGAAGCUAUGCAGAUGUGGUGAGGAACCAGGGCGGAGAUUGUAAGCAACAAAACCCAAGUGACAAUGGACAAGCCAAACAGAUUUGGAAAGCCAAAGGAAACGUCACUGGGUGGACAGGGAUCGAUUUCAACCCAGCGAAGGAGGACUGGGAGUGGCUAGAAGGAACCUAUGUAGGAACAGCAAGAUCUGUGGAAAUAGUUCCAAUCAUUCAAGAAAGAUUUUACAUGGAGGGACUAUUCUCUGUGAAGCUAAGAGCAAUGGGGGGCAAACUUGUUUUGCUGGAUGGAGAUGACAAAGAUGACCUCAAGGAUUUGAUGGAAUCAGCAGCAGAUUGGCUCAAACAAUGGUUCGAUGACAUUCGCCCCUGGACUCCAAAUAGGGUAGCCAGCGAGAGAUUUGUGUGGCUAAAGGUGAGUGGCGUCCCUCUCCAUGCAUGGGGCCCAAACUUUUUCAACACCAUUGCAACCUUAUGGGGCAGAUUCAUUUCUUUGGACGAAAGCACCAGUUUAAAAAAGAGAUUAGAUGUUGCAAGAGUGCUCAUCUCCACUACAGAUAUGGGCUCCAUUUCAAAAGUUCUACAUAUCAAGGUAAAUGGCGAACCGUUCUGCAUCCGCUGCAAAGAAGAGGAGUUUUCAAACGGCCACUUCAACCUCAAAUCAGAUCACAAACCAUCAUCCCCUUCAUGCUCCGAGGAGGACGAUCUGGAACACUGGACUUCAGACAGUCCGUUUGAGGUGGAAUUUUCAGAUGAUAAUAUGAGGCUCCGGUGCAACAUAGACGGAGAGGUAGGAGAUGAAGAUGACGUGGCCAUGAGCAGGAUUCAAAAUACUAAAGAGACGUUGGAGAAAGAAGAAAAAAAGGGCGGCCGACUGACAAAGGACAUAAUAGUGGAAAACAAAACCACUUUGGAGACAAAAGGUUCCCAAGAUCCGAAUGUGAACGAGGAGUCAGAAGGAGAGAUUGCAGACUCACAGCAGGCGCCGGAAAACAAUAAAUGUGAUGAGAUGGUGAACAGUGCAACUCGGGAAAGGGAACCAGGAGCGUCUUGCCCCACAAAAAAUAGCUUUGAAGUUUUGGGCCAAGGCGAAACCCAACAACAAGAAAAUGAAGGAAAGCCCAAGACAGACCAGAUCCAAACCCACAGUGGUCAAAAAGAAAAGGUGAUAGUGGAUGAGGGGCCUCUCAACAUAAGCCCCGAUGGUCAAACAGAAUUACAAACAACAAACCCAGAAAAGGAAUCUGCAGAUGGGAAACUCUGUGAAAUGUCUUUUUGGCAGGGGUUUGAGAGCGAGUCUGGCUCUAUCAAAAACUGGAUGGGAAGAAACCUUCGGCAAAGCACACGAAAAAGAAGGAAUCAAAAGAAGAAAAGCAGAUCUUGUUUGUCAAUCUACAAGUCAUCCCCAAUGCUUGCAGAAGAUGGGAUCAAGAAGCAGGCCGGCAAGCUCAAAUCGAAGAAUCUCCGAAAAGAAGGGUUACCAAGUUUUCUCCCAGAUCCAGAGAAACCAAUAGCAGGAGAAUCUAUCUCGGAUAGCGCCAUUGCCAAUUGCAACAGAAGCAACUCGAGACGGAAUUUAAUCUCUGAAAUUUGGCAGUUUGCUCAACAAGUUGGGAUGGAGGCUCUCGAAAAUGAGGAGGAAAUCAUACAACAGAUCACAAACAUGGAAUCCAGAGAUAAAGAGGCAAAGGAAAAAUUGAAAGAGAGAAGACGAGCCAGCAAGCUGAAGAAAGAGGUUCGAGAAGUGGUAAGGAAGGAGAGAGUUGAGUUCUUAGCAAUUCAGGAAUCAAAAAUGGAGGUUGUAGAUCGAGCCACAUGCAAACAAUUAUGGGGCUCGGAUGAUUUUGAUUUUUGUAUGAAAGCAUCAAAUGGUAAUUCUGGAGGCUUGCUAUGCAUCUGGGACAAUAAAUUAUUGAAGAAUUGUAGUCAGAUAGAAGGGGAAAAUUUUGUUGGCGUUUCUGGAAAUUGGGGUGAGAAAAUGCUGCCUGUAUAUCUGAUAAAUGUGUAUGCUCCAUGCGAUGCUGUUGUUAGAAGAUGCAUGUGGGAUGAAUUAAAAGCACUAAUCUAUGGCAGAAGUGGAAAUUGGUGCUUAAUGGGCGACUUUAACUGCACUAGGAAACUAAAUGAAAGAGCUGGAGCAAAUGGCGCUUCUAGAGGAAUGAGGGAUUUUGAUAAUUUUGUAAGAGAGACAGAGCUGGUAGAUUUACCCUUAAUAGGGAGGAAAUACACAUGGUACCAUCCCAGUGGAAACUCUAUGAGCAGGCUUGACAGAUUCCUAUUAUCUGAAGGAUGGCUAGAAAAUUGGAGUGAGGUAAAACAGUGGGGACUUAUGAGAACAGUCUCAGACCAUUGUCCUAUCAUCUUAAAGGAGCAAAAACCUGAUUGGGGCCCUAAACCUUUCAAGCUUUUCAACAAUUGGGUAAACCAUCCAGAUUUUACUAAGGUUGUAUCAGAGGUUUGGAAGUCAACAAAGCCAGAAGGCUGGAAGGGCUAUUGUUUGAAAGAGAAACUAAAGGCAACAAAAAAUAGAAUCAAAGAAUGGAGUUGCAAGGAAUUUAAUCUACUAGAGCUCAAAAUCAAGGAGGCAAAAGAGGGCAUUGAAGAACUGGACAAAAGAGCAGAACAAACACAAUUGACAGACCUGGAGAUAACCACACGAAAACAACUAUUUUAUGAUCUAUGGGAUGGCUUGAAGAUUAAAGAAGGUAUGAGUAGACAAAAGGCAAGAAAAGAAUGGCUCAGAAAUGGAGAUGCAAACACCCAAUUUUUCCACAAAUGCAUAAGAAACAGACAGAGGAAACAGGAGAUCAACUGCAUUGAAAUAAAUGGCUGCCAUCAGAACAGUGUGCAGGGAAUUAAGGACGGGAUAGCCAAGCACUUCGAAGAGCUAUACAGAGAAGAGGAUUGGGCACGACCCGUUUUAAAUGGCAUCAACUUUAAGCAAAUCUCAACUGCCCAAGCCAAUCUACUUACAUCUCCAUUCUCUGAGGAGGAGAUCAAAAAAGCAGUAUGGGAUUGUGGGUGCUCUAAAGCUCCAGGACUAGAUGGAUUCAAUUUCCUUUUUUUCAGGCGCAUGUGGGAAGUAAUUAAGAAGGAUGUUGUCGAUUUUGUUCAAGAAUUUCACAAAAAUGGGAGAUUAGUAGCUGGGUCAAAUGCCUCAUUCAUCACCCUCAUUCCGAAGGUCUGCAAUCCACAGAAAAUCGAAGACUUGGUGAUUCCUUAUGUCAUCGGGAAACAACAAAUGGCCUUCAUUGAAGGUAGGCAAUUAAGUGAAGGAGUAAUAAUUGCCAACGAAAUUAUAGAUGAUGCCAAAAAGCGGAAGAGAGAGUGUUUCUUGUUCAAAAUAGAUUUCGAGAAGGCAUUUGAUAAAGUCAGCUGGCGCUUCUUGGACUACAUGCUCAUGAGAAUGGGAUUUGGAGAUAUUUGGAGAGGAUGGAUCAGGGAAUGCCUGCAAACCAGCAUGGUAUCGAUCCUAGUCAAUGGUAGCCCCACAAGGCAAUUCAAGGUCAGUAAAGGCUUGAGACAAGGCGACCCCCUUUCACCAUUUUUGUUUUUGAUAAUAGCAGAGGCACUAAAUGGAAUCAUUACAAAGGCAACUGAACUAAGUCUGUUUGAGGGUGUGGAAGUAGCACAAAAUGGUGUCCAUUGUUCACAUAUCCAAUUCGCAGAUGACGCUUUGAUCUUCGGAAAAGCAUCAGAAAGCAAUGUUUGGGCAGCAAAGUGUAUAAUGAGAACAUUUGAGCUAGCAACUGGACUGAAGAUAAACUAUUCAAAAAGCCAACUCAUGGGGGUUAACGUAGAAGAAGACUGGAUGGAAAAAAUGGCCUGCCUCUUGAACUGCAAGAUUGGGUGUAUGCCAUUCAAAUACCUGGGGGUCCCUGUUGGAGGUAAUCAUAGAAGAAUGGAAUUGUGGAAACCCUUGAUUGAUACCUUCUCAAAGAAAUUGACUACUUGGAAAGGUCAGCAGCUCUCUCUGGGUGGCAGAAUCACUUUGCUUAACUCUGUGCUCUCGUCCCUGCCAGUGUUUCUCCUGUCUGUCUACUUGGCUCCCAAAGUAGCAGCAAAGGACCAAAUGCUACAAAGCCUGGACUCUGUCAAACUACAGCAAGGAGUUAAAGACAACUGGGAUUGGAUACACACCAAGGAUGGAGCCUACACAGCAAAAUCGGGAUACCAACAUCUAGCUUCCCUUCAAAACAGCAAUCACAGACAUGAAUUUAGCAGAGUGUGGAACAGCUACAUCCCAACAAAGAUUUGCGGGUUUGUUUGGCAACUCCUACUCAACAAAAUUCCUACUAAGGCAAACUUAUUCAAGAGGGGAGUAAUCUCACAAACCCAGGAAUUAAUCUGCUGUUUUUGUAAUGAACAUGUUGAAGAUAGAGAUCAUCUCUUCCUGAAGUGCAGAAUAGUUGAUGAAAUCUGGAACAAGUGCUUCAAAUGGUGGAACUUACAAAAAACAAACUUCGAAAACUGCUGGGAGGCAUUCGUGAAGCAUGCAGAAUCUCCACCUCACGCAAAAAGGAAAAAGGGGUGGGAAGCCAUUUGGUUCUCAGUGACAUGGACAGUUUGGCUGACCAGAAAUAGAAAAUUGUUUCAAAAGGAGGAGGUCGAUACUGCAAGGAUAUACCACAGCAUCAAGGAAGGGUGUGAGAAGGCUGAAGAAUACAAGCAUGCUGCAAACAGUUGGAAGGUACCAGAAAUGCAACUAAGGAAACUCAGAGCCAAAAAUAUCAACAAGGGAGGUUAUGGUAUUCUGGAAGGGCUGAGCAUUGUGAAAUCCGACACGGUCGUGGUGCCGACACUUUAUUAUGGUGUCGACACCAAACGGAAGAACGGGCCCAAGUCUCCGACACGGACAUGGUGUCGACACACAAUAUAGGUGUCGACACCGAACGGAAGGGAUAAUUGACUAUGUAACUCUUGACCUUUCAAACUGAGAUAUUUACAGGUUUGGGUACUCCUUGUACUCCGUAUCAAUAAAUAUUAUUUUUGCUU
Messenger RNA from Rubroshorea leprosula, 5480 nucleotides. The record is from the annotation of a GenBank genome assembly. Lineage: Eukaryota; Viridiplantae; Streptophyta; Magnoliopsida; Malvales; Dipterocarpaceae.